UUGUGGCCGCGCAGAGCGUUGGAUUGUGGGUAUCUUAAGUUUCCUCAUAGAUUCUGACAGUCAGCUGUUGAGGGAAAGUGUUUUGGCCGAAUCUCGUAUUACUUUUCCAACUUUUAUGAGUUGCAUUAGACUGGAACGGAACGCGCCUGCGUGACUACUGUACCUGCUGCCUUGUGCGUUUUUCUGACUUUUUGGACCCGCUCUCGGAAUGAGUUUGAACGAGCACUCCAUGCAGGCGUUGUCGUGGAGAAAGUUGUACUUGAGUCGAGCUAAACUGAAAGCCACCAGCCGAACUUCGGCUCUGCUGUCGGGUUUCGCAAUGGUGGCCAUGGUGGAGGUCCAGUUGGAGCGGGAUCACAAGUAUCCUCCUGGACUGCUGAUAGCCUUCAGCGCCUGUACCACGAUCCUAGUUGCAGUGCAUCUUUUUGCCCUGAUGAUCAGCACCUGCAUUCUCCCUAAUCUGGAGGCCGUCAGCAAUGUUCAUAACCUCAACUCUGUGAAUGAGUCCCCCCACGAGCGCAUGCACCGCCACAUAGAACUGGCCUGGGCGUUCUCCACGGUUAUCGGCACCCUCCUCUUCCUGACUGAGGUUGUGCUUCUGUGCUGGGUGAAAUUCCUACCGCUCGAAAGCAACACCGAGGAAAACAACGGCACCAUAAGCUCUGGCGAGGCGGCAGCCAUCGCGUCCACCUGCAUCAUGGUGCCGUUUGCUCUUGUUUUUAUUGUCUUUGCCGUUCACUUUUACCGCACACUGGUCAGCCAUAAAACGGACCGCCAGAUCAGAGAGCUUGACCAGGUGAUCCGGCUUCAGGAGCAGCUGGAUAACAGGUCUGAGAAUGAUGGCCUCAAGGCGGAUGUCCAUUUCCUUUGAGUGUAACAAAAUGAACAUUAAGCUCCAAUAUUCAUUGGAAGUAACUUUAAAAAGCUUUCAUUUUUACUUUUUAUUGAUUGUGUCACCUGCUGAGCAUUGCAUGUUUUGGCUAAGUCAUUGUUGCAUGUUUACUGCACUUUUUUGGACCUUUUUAGUUUUUGGUAAAUCGUUUGCUCCUGGCUAGUAACAACAUACCAAAUUACAUCAUUUGGGGUGAAAAUUUUAAGGAUAUUAAUUAAAAGAUGUACCAAAGGUACUAAAUAUAACCUGCUAACGUAUAGACUAAUGAGUGGUGUAUUUUAAUUUGAGAGCUGAAAAAGUAUAAAAAUGGAGUUAUCUGUUUUGUCAAAUGCACUCUUCAUUUGUUCAGAAUCUAUCGCUAUAGCAGACAAAGUCAGUCAAGAGUGUAAAGGAGUCAUUUAAACCUGCAUGUUCUUGUUUUAUUAUAAACAGCAGUGGCAGAAAUGAUGAGAAGGAUUGUGGGAAGACUUGUCUUUUUUUCACUAAGACAAAUGAAUUUUGUCCUUGCUGCAUGCUGUUCUUAGAUCACUUCCAGCUCUGUGGAAACACGGAUAGUUUCUCAGUUUUAUAAGUAUACCACAUGUAUUGUAUGUAUGCAGAUACUGUACUGCUUUUCUAUGGUUUGGUGUUAUUGGUAGAGUUCUUAUGUUUUGGCUGAAUUUAUUUUCUAAAGAAUCUAUUUAAUUACUUAUUUUCAAACACAAGAAAACCAGAUGUGUGAAACAAAUGUGUUGUUUUUGCUGGUUUCUUUCAUUUGAAUUAUUUCUAUGUGGAUUAUGACAGCUGUUGUCAGAAGUUUACAUUUUACCAUUGCCGUGGUUGACUAUCCUAAAACCAAAGAACCGGGUGUUGAAACAAAUAGUUUUUGAAACAAAAACAUUCAAAGUCUAAAUGAUGUUAGGGUUCAACAGUGUUGACGUGCUUUCUUUUGGCAGGAGAACAUCUAUAAAAUUAUCGGUGCUGCAAAUGCUAAAAAUCCCAAAAAGAUUUUUAUAGAACAGCCUUUAAGGAGAUCCAAGUUAUUCAAGAUCAUAAAUGUUUUUUGGUUUUGUUUUUCAUUGAAAAAGUCAUCAGUUCUCUUGGUUCCACGUGGUCCUUAAAAUUCAGAUAUACAUCCAAAAAAAGAUGAUUAGAAGAUCCUGAGCCUUGUUA
This is a messenger RNA of Nothobranchius furzeri (turquoise killifish), 2044 nucleotides long. Its product is annotated as calcium release-activated calcium channel protein 1. The record is from RefSeq and is a predicted model, not a curated record. NCBI's taxonomy places the organism in Eukaryota, Metazoa, Chordata, Actinopteri, Cyprinodontiformes, Nothobranchiidae. Gene Ontology annotation, biological process: store-operated calcium entry. Gene Ontology annotation, cellular component: membrane. Gene Ontology annotation, molecular function: store-operated calcium channel activity.